AAGUCAAGCUGCCAUAUUUUAAUAUAUGUUUAAAAAGCACGAGAAUUGUUAAUUAUUUAUGUUAACAAUUGACAAAGUAUUUGCAAGCAACUUGUUAAUGUUUUGGACGUUGACAAGUAAUCAUGUUAAUAUCACUUCCAUUAUUAUAACAAUUCUUGAUUCAACGCCAUCGGUAAGGUAUCCGCUACGUUGGACACACAAACCGCUACCUAAAAGAGUCCGGAAACGUGAUCGAAUCGAAACUCAUCAUAUAUACAAAAUUAGCAAACCUUAGGAACAUUUUAUAUCAGAGAAAGUGUUUAUAAAUAUUGUCACUAGGCCGACCAUCAUCAUUUGGUUCGUGUUUUGGUGACGAAGAUGUUACCCGUGUUGGUAUUAUCAGUGGUCACCGUGGUUCUGGCUGAGGCCGGGUAUCAGUACACUGCACCUAGUGUACCAUCCAACCUGCCAGUACAGCAUCAAACAAACCAUGGUUCGCAGCUUCAAACGAAUGACCAAGACAAACCGCUAUCACACUCGGUAUCGUAUAAAGAGUACACUUAUUUAAAGGGCGCUGACAAUUUUGGUAGUAAUUUUAAAAGUAGCACACCGCAGGGAUUUCGACCAGCUGCCGGUGCUGUUUUAAACAAUGCUAACGCGCAAACUUUAGCGCCAUCGUCCAGCCCCAAUUUACAUAUAAACAGUGGUUACUCGUAUAAUUCUCCAUCUGUUAGUGGUAAUACAAAUAGUGGUUUCGCACAAACUUCAACACUGUCUGGUGUCAAUCUAAAUGCUGGCUCCAUACAAACCUUUACAUCACAGAGUAUAGCACCAGCUGUUAGCACUGGUUUUAAUAACAAUGCUUUCGCUCAGAAUUUGCCCUCUAGCAUAAAUCUAAAUAAUGGCUACGCCAAUACAUUUGCUCCAACACACAGUGUGAAUUUGAAUACUGGAUUCUCAAACGGUCUCGCACAAUCUAAUAGUCUCAGUACUGGUUUCGCCAGUGGAAAUGCCGCAUCCAGUUCCAAUUUAAAUACUGGAUACUCAUACAGCCAACCCCUGCCGAGUGGUUUUGUCAGUAACUCUCAAACUGUAUCAUCAGCUGCUUCAAACUUGAACACUGGAACCUUACAAGGCCUACAGCCCAUUGGAAACAAUUUUGCUAGUAGCGGCGGUCAAUCUUCCUCAAUCUCUGGCAGUUCUAACCUGAAUACCGGAUAUUCAUACAGCAUACCACAUUCUAACGGUGUCAGCUUCACUAGUGGUAAUUCUCAAUCUGUUUCGGGCUCAGCCAGUUCUAACAAGAACAAUGGAUUCUCACAAAGCCUACCACAAUCCAAUGGAAUUGGAUUUACAAGUGGCAACGCUCAAACAUCAUCUCUUGGAGUCAGUAGCAACUUGAAUAGUGGAUAUACCUACAGUCAACCGCAAACUGGUGGAAUCGGCUUUACUAACGCAAAUGCUGAAGCAUCAUUUUCUUCAGCCAGUUCCAAUUUAAACACAGGAUUCCAACCAAUUGUGGGGUUCAGCAAUAACUUAGCUCAACCUGAAACUGCUAAUUCCUAUAACAAUAACGGGUACUCAAGUGGCGUAGCAACAUCUGGAAGCAGUUCCAGCAGUUUCAAUAGUGGGACUGCACAAAGUAGCGCGGCCAACAGUGGUCAUUAUAACCACGGUUACAUUCAAAGUACUAGUUUCACACUGCCUGUCUCAUCUUCAGCCAGUAUUAACAUAGCACAGACUUCUACAGGAACAUCGAACAGUGGCUUAGUUCAAACGCAAACUGGAUCAGCUAGUAAUGUGAAUACUGGUUUUACGCAGAAAGGGCCAGUGAACGAAAUAGUAUAUAAACAUAUAUACGUCCACGGACCGCCGCCAGAGUUUGAGGAAAACCAACAACUGAAGUCAGCUUCCCCACCGAAAAAGAAUUAUAAAAUUAUUUUUAUCAAAGUACCAUCAUAUAAGCCUAGAGUGAAUUUGUCUCCUGCGGUUGAACAUAAGACUUUAAUUUAUGUUUUGGCAAAGAAUCCUGAGAGCUCAGAAACAAUUAUUCCAAAGAGGAUUCCGUCGCAGCAUGAGGUAUUCUUCGUUAAGUAUAAUGGUAACCCGUUGGAUAUUGCUGCAAGGGUCAACGAGGAAUUGGACAAUACGGGCUCAGUGCAAAGUAUUGUACCCCUGCAACCGGGACUAGUGAACGGAAACAAAUAUUAGAGUAUUAAAUAUAAGGUAUUGGGAACAACAAAGACAUUAUCAUAGACCUAACUGUCAUAAAUCAGGGUGUCUUCAAUUCUAGAUCAAAGCCACAUUGUGCCUCCAUAGUAAUGUUGUAUGUUCAAACUCAAUUAUAUUUAAUUGUCGACCAACAAUUUAUGAAAAAAUGUAUCAAAUGUUAUGUAUUUUAUUUUAUGUAAAUUAAUGAUGUCGCGAAACACCAAUUACAAUUGUCUAUUUUGCUCUUGUUAAACGAUUAAUGUUACGAGGUGUUGUGUAGCUGAAUUUACAAAAUGUCUUUUUGUUAAUCCUACGAAAUCAGAUUCAAGACAAAUCUGAUCUCGUAGUAAUUCUAUGAAAAAAUAAUUGUUUUACUUGUAACAUUUGCCAUUUUGCCUCUUAUGCGAAAUAUGUUUAUCCCGCCUACAUAUGCGAAUUCUUUAUCCUAUUGUAUUUCUUUCAGAAAUAACACAUAUUAUUUAUCUGAUACUGUUAGACAAUAAUAUCUAGUAGAACAAACCAAUAAGUUAUAAUAACUAUGUUGACCCCAAUAGCCAAAGUUUGUGUUAAGUUAAAUAAGUAAUUUAUUAGUUAUGUUCAUAAUUAUAAUGUAUCAAUAAACUUCUUUACCUUCAA
Molecule: messenger RNA, 2826 nt
Organism: Trichoplusia ni (cabbage looper)
Lineage: Eukaryota; Metazoa; Arthropoda; Insecta; Lepidoptera; Noctuidae
Exons: 2
Coding region: 358-2190 (610 amino acids)
Source: RefSeq, a predicted model, not a curated record